Annulohypoxylon truncatum is the source of this 2968-nucleotide messenger RNA. Its product is annotated as fungal-specific transcription factor domain-containing protein. The record is from RefSeq and is a predicted model, not a curated record. Gene Ontology annotation, biological process: DNA-templated transcription. Gene Ontology annotation, molecular function: DNA binding; zinc ion binding. The transcript has a single exon. NCBI's taxonomy places the organism in Eukaryota, Fungi, Ascomycota, Sordariomycetes, Xylariales, Hypoxylaceae. Bases 194 to 2272 code for a protein of 692 amino acids.
CGAUAGCGAGCCUUCUACGGAGCAACAAACAGAUAGCGCAUCAUCUGUGAAGCCAGAGCACUCGAACUCCAGUGACAAGGCGCUUAAUGACAUCAGCGAAGAUGCCAUACAGCGCAGUCAAAGGACAGGAAGCCUCGACAGUUUAGCAGAACUAAAUUCCCACCAGCCGCAUUUGACAGGCCAUCCAGGAGCCAUGGAAAGGGAUCAGCUUGAUAGCCCUACGUCGCUAGAUCUCAAUGGCUACGGGAAUGUUCAAAACCCGUAUGAUAGGCAAGGAAUGGGACAUUUAAUGGGUGGAUCUACGCACAACGCAUACGGGACUAACCAGGGCAAUCUCUCUUCAAACUAUCCAGAGAUUCCCUACGCACUUCAGGCUCAGAGUCCUACCAACUACUCGGCGAAUGCUCAGCCAACGUUCCGAAUAGGUACCAGUCCUCUUAGCGCAUAUCCAAUUGGUGGGGAGCCCACCUCUCCGGGAGGAUGGAUGUCAAUGUCUUCACCUCCCCCACAGUUUCAAUCUCAUAUUCCCCAAAAUAAUUACCAUCACCAACUAAGAUAUCCGGUUCUCAAUCCGCUGAUACCCCAUCUUGGGAACAUCAUUCCUGUUUCCCUCGCUUGCGAUUUGAUCGAUUUAUACUUCGCGAGCUCAUCUUCCGCUCACGCACAUCCUAUGUCACCUUACGUUCUUGGCUUCGUUUUUCGAAAACGAUCGUUCCUACAUCCGAGUAAACCUCGACAGUGCCAGCCGGCAUUAUUAGCAAGUAUGCUUUGGGUGGCCGCACAGACGAGUGACGCUCCGUUCUUGACUGGUGUCCCAUCCGCAAGGGGCAAGAUUUGCCAAAAGCUACUCGAACUUACUGUCAGCUUGCUCAAGCCAUUAAUACACACACCAUCCGGGGAAGCUUCUCCAGUUUCUAGUCCGGUCAUAGACGGCGUUGCCUUGGGGGGUUUAGGAGUUGCCCUUCCAGGAUCUAUGAGCAUAGAAAACUUAACGGGGGAAUCCGGAGCUUUUGGUGCCGCGGGGACGCUCGACGACGUCGUCACUUAUAUUCACCUAGCUACAGUAGUUUCCGCAAGCGAAUACAAGGGCGCCAGCCUUCGAUGGUGGAAUGCCGCAUGGUCUCUUGCAAGAGAAUUAAAACUUGGCCGAGAAUUACCACCAAGCGUGUCUUCCAUGGCCCAAAGUACUAACAGCAACGACGUCGAUGCUGACGGGGAAACCGAAGAUGGACUAUGUAAUAACGUUGCCCCUGGGACCGUCGGAGAGGAGGAACGAGAAGAGCGACGACGCAUCUGGUGGCUUACAUACAUCGUGGACCGUCAUCUAGCAUUGUGCUACAAUCGACCACUGUUCCUCCUUGACAUCGAAUGCGAGGGUCUUCUCCAACCUAUGGAUGAUACCGAAUGGCAGAACGGGAAUUUCAAUUCUCAUACAACUGACCCAGCCUUAUCAGAGCAAUCGGGGACUGACGGUCACCGGGUACGUGGACCGCAUUUCGAGUGCACUGGCCAUAGCAUCUUCGGGUACUUCUUACCUUUGAUGACGAUCUUGGGCGAAAUUGUCGAUCUUCACCACGCACGUAACCACCCUCGAUUCGGUAUUGGGUUCCGCUCGGCUAGGGAAUGGGACGACCAGCAGGCCGAGAUUGUGCGUCAUCUUGAAGCAUAUGAACAGAGUCUAAAGAAGUUUGAGCAAAGGCAUUUCAAUUCUUCUGAGGAGAAAAAUGAGCAGUCUGCAACUUUAGAAAUGCCCUCAGAGCUAGAUCAGAUCGGCUCGCCAUCAGGGGGAUCUGUACACACAAGUUCUUCGCGGAUGACUGAAUCUGACAUCCAAACCCGCAUUGUCAUGUCAUAUGGCACACACGUCAUGCAUGUACUGCACAUUCUCCUCACCGGAAAAUGGGACCCCAUCAACCUGCUUGACGACAACGACUUAUGGAUUUCAUCACAAGGUUUCAUUACAGCCACAGGACACGCCGUGUCUGCCGCAGAGGCUAUUAGCAACAUUCUUGAGUUCGACCCCGGCCUUGAGUUCAUGCCAUUCUUUUUUGGGAUCUAUCUUUUACAAGGCUCAUUCCUAUUACUACUUAUUGCCGACAAAUUACAACUUGAAGCUUCGGCUAGCGUCGUCCGCGCCUGUGAGACUAUCAUUCGCGCGCAUGAAGCAUGCGUCGUGACUCUCAACACUGAGUAUCAGGUAAGUCAAUAUACACUCGCCACAUCUUUACAAAAUAUCGCUAACGUUCUACUUAGCGCAAUUUCAGCAAGGUGAUGCGUAGUGCUCUAGCUCAAGUUCGCGGCCGCGUGCCCGAAGACCUCGGUGAGCAACAUCAACGCCGCCGGGAGCUUCUUGCAUUGUACCGAUGGACUGGAGAUGGCACGGGUUUAGCCUUAUGAACUUAACUACCAUUGCGUGUUUUCCUCGUUCUAUUGUAAAUAUUGGGGUGGCGUUGGGCGUUUACUUUUUCCAAGGGCGUCACAAAACGGAUUGGAUCGAGCGGCUUGAUUUCAACCAAUGCUUGACCAAAAUGAUUCCCCGGAUGGCAAUAAAUGAAUCAGGUUUGGGAAAAAGGCCAACGUGUGUAAAUGGGUACUUGUUUGAAUAGUUGAGGAUGUUUGGGGACGAGCGAGGCGUUGUUUUAGGAGAAUCCGGUACAUAUACCAGUAAGAAACAUGUGGUAUUAUAUUAGUUUUCCCUCUGGUCUAUGCUCCUUUCCAACCUAUCCUCAGGAGCUCUAGGCGCUGUUUUACCUACUAUAUAGGAACACUUGGGAGCCUGGAGUCCAAGGAGCUCCGCGUACACGUGCUGGACUAGGUAGUUAGAAAGAUAUCUGGCUCCGUUUCGCACCCCCUUUUCACUAGCUCAUGUCCGCUUGGGAAUUAAGGAAUCAUAAUUAUUUGAGAUUCAGGUGUCAUUAAUGCAUAUUAUGGUUCUGACAUGUCUGCUACAUAAACAACGGGUAUGCAG